Thecamonas trahens ATCC 50062 is the source of this 3441-nucleotide messenger RNA. RefSeq lists its product as uncharacterized. The record is from RefSeq and is a predicted model, not a curated record. Lineage: Eukaryota; Apusomonadida; Apusomonadidae. Bases 1 to 3441 code for a protein of 1146 amino acids. The transcript is spliced from 3 exons.
AUGUUGGAGCCGAGCCGGUUCAUCAUAAUGUACAUGUUUGUGGCCUUUGCGCUGGUCUCGGCGUGGGGCUGUUGCGGUGCUAAGCUCAGCCUCCAUGCCCUCAACAUGGCCGGAGGCAUGGGCGGAACGUCGGUCUUUAACGACCCAAUGGAGCGGCCGAGUGCGGUGACGUAUGUGGAUGACGACGGCAGGAGUCGGGUGGCGCUGACUGGAUCUUGCUAUGGUGGUCAUGUAUGUGCUGUCUCGUGCUUACUUGGUGGCUCACAAGCCAUGUACUGCCCAGCUGUGGUCGAUCUCUCGGCUAACCUCCCCGCCCUGGCCAACAUCAACAUGACUCGGCUGUCUUCUGUCAUUGUCAUGGACGACCAAGGUGCGCGUAAGCUGGUCAUCGCCGGCGAGAAGCAUGCGCCUGGACCGCUCAUGCGAUCGCAUGUUGUGGUGGCGAAUCUGACGGUCGGAGGUGGGCUCGUCGCCUCGCACGAGUUUCAGGGCUGCGGCUCAGCCUUUUGCGGCCGAGAGGUGCGAGUGGGCACCUCGCACCUUGGUCACAUUCUUCUCGUCUCCAACAGCAACAAGCCUCUGCUCCUUGGCUUUACGCUCUCGGGAGUGUCGGUCAUUCCAGGCACUGAUCUCACGACCGGCGGCGGCCCGCUCAAUGCGGUGAGCAACACCGGGAUCGAGCCCCGGUUCACGGUCGACGUCGCUACCGGCCGCGGCCUCGCCAUCUCGAGCCACAACAUUGGUGCAGCAAUGCUUCUCUGCUUUUGGCCGUUUACCAUUACUGGAGCGACCACGCGAACACUGUAUGGUCACAGCUGCACCACCAGCUACACCCCACCAGUGCCUGCCAUCACUACUCCUGUGUUCGACGCGGCCGAGGCGACUACUAUGGUCGGCUUUAACAAUGGGACGGUGGUCUUGUUCCGCCUCAACUGGUCGACCAAGGUCCUCAGCUCGACUGUGAUUGCCGGCAUGCCGGACUUCUCGGUCCCACCGCCGGGCUUCUCCUCCCCGCCUCCACCUCAAGGCAUGCCGCCGAUGCUGUUUGGCGAUUUCGAGCUCUGGCCGCAGAUUGUGGGCGGCGCGCCGUCGAUGCUAUUCACCGCAUCCGCGUACGGACUGACAUAUGUGGCGCAGCUUGACGACGCGGCCAGCUCUGUCAUCGAGUCCACCAACUCGUCGCACAUUAUUGGGCUGACGCCGCCGUCGUUCCCCACCAUGAUCAGUGCCCAGGGUGCCGUAGGGUGGAAUGGUGGCCUGUUCCUAGGGUGGGACACGGGAGCCAACGAGUUUUUGCCUGUGGCGCUUGUCACCCCGCCGGCGAACGCGCUGUCGUUGUCGCCGGCUACAGUGGUGCCGCUUGCGUUUGCGGCUCAACCGCCGCCGUUUGGACCAGUGGACGUGCUUGAUCCGACACGGAUUGGCGGCAUGUUCAACGUGUCAGGCGCUGCUGACGACGACCUUGCAUGGCUCGGCCUACUCGGUGCCUCUCUCAGCUGGUCGAUCACCAAUGGCUACCAAAGCUGCGACGUGUUCGAGUCGCGGACAACGGGAACAUUUGCGUUUGACCCGCCAUGGAUCUCGGGCUACGGCCUGACCAACAGUGUUGUGCUCAAACACGAGGCGGGUGCCAACGAAUGGGCACUGAGCGUGUCAGACGCAGGCGUGACGGGCGCCAUGCUUGGCGAGAUUGCGCGGACGGCGCUGUCGAUGCACUGCCAGGACGGCGAUGUGCGACUGCCUCCGACGACCGCGAAAAACAUCACAUUUGUCGUCCGUGACAUGUUCGGGACGCUUGCGCCGCCGUUGAGCGUGUACAUGCCUGAGCCACAAGCAGACGCGAUCUUUGCGCCCAAGUUUGUGUCGAGCGCCGGCGAGUGGAUGACGGCCGGGCGGAGUGUGACGGUCCGGUCGGCGAUCAUGGCGGCCGAGGUGAGCACGACAGAUGCGACGCGAAGCUCUGGCCUCUUUGACACCUCGCUGACGAUGCAGCCCAUCGCCGAUCCGCGACUCUUUGCUAAUGUCACGUUUACCGCUGGCAAGACAGCCGGCUUUGCUGCGUCAGACAUUGUGAUGGUGGAGACCGGCUCGAUUGAGGUUCUCGUUGCUGGGGUUGGUGUCUACUAUGAAGUGGAAGCCAAUCCAAGCGAAGCCGGCACGUUCUUUAUCUUUCCCAGUGGGAGCGCACGACCAGCAGAGCCGCAGCUGUGGGCUGCGCCGUCGCCGCCCCCGGCCAACGGCCUCGACUUUGGGUUUACCGCCACCAACGUCUCGGCUGAAGUUGUGAUCGCCGGACUCCGGUCGCUGGCGGUGUACAUUGGCGGGAGUCCGGUUGUGAGCGGCAUGCGGACGGUUGAGCUCAAAUACUCGUACGUGUACAAGCCGCCAGCGCUAGUGCGGCAAGUCUCGAUGGGCUCUGUGAUGAUCGACGUGGCGUUCUCGGGCGUGGGGCCGCCACCUGUUUUCAACAUGACGGCGUGCGGAGAUGGAGUGGUGAACGGUGACGUGGAGGCGUGCGACGACGGCAACACCGUCAACGGCGACGGAUGCAGCGAUGGAUGCGUGGUGGAGCCCGGCUAUGAGUGUUUCAUUCCGCCGAUCGGAUCCGCGCCACCGACGCCGCCUGCGCCGCCCUCGCCGCCGAUGCCACCGUCUGUACCGCCAUCGCCACCUGCGCCGCCGAUGCCGGUCUUCCGUCCAUCGGUGUGUGCGACUGUGGCGACGAACCCGGGCCGUGAGCAGCGGUCUGACUUGUUUGAGAUCAACACCGAUCCGGCUACGUCCACGGUGGCGUGGACGGCGUACUUUCUGGCGGCGGUGGCGAUUGCGGUGGCGGCGAUGACAGUGUACAAGCGGACGAUGAACUCGACAGAAAUGCCUGACAACCACGUCAAGGCCUCGCUGUUCACCAAGCUUGUGCGGGAACACUCUGUGCUUGGCAUCAUCUUUGUCCACCGGAGCGACCCGUUCGCUGCGGGCCCACGAGUUGUAGCGCUUGUGCUCCAGCUCAACAUCACGUAUGCGACGUCUGUGGCGAUUCUCAUCAUGUUCAAGGAUGAGGAAGGCUCGAUCACCGGGUACGCGCUCUCUGCGAUUGUUUCGUCGCUGCUUUCGGUGCUGAUGGGACUUGCGCUGUUCAAAGCGCUGGCCGGCGGAGUGGUCUCUGCACUCUCGUUCUCUGCGCUCAACGCGUUUCUCAUUCUCGGCAACGAGCUGUUCCUGCCCAAGACCCUUGUCGACUACCACCAGUCUGUCCUCAUUGCGUUUGCGGCAGGGCUCUUUACUGACUUUACAGUUGUUGAGCCAGUGACGAUUCUCAUCAAGCGGUUCCUCUGGCUGGAGAGCUCUGUGUUCCAGCUCGACGAGAGCCCCGCGGCUUCGCCAUACAAGUCUGCGGUGGCGCCGAUGGAGACGUACACCGAACCAGUUUUCUGCGGCUAA